Molecule: messenger RNA, 1080 nt
Organism: Manis pentadactyla (Chinese pangolin)
Lineage: Eukaryota; Metazoa; Chordata; Mammalia; Pholidota; Manidae
Gene: CCNP
Product: cyclin P
Biological process (GO): mitotic cell cycle phase transition; regulation of cyclin-dependent protein serine/threonine kinase activity
Cellular component (GO): centrosome; nucleus; cytoplasm
Molecular function (GO): cyclin-dependent protein serine/threonine kinase regulator activity
Source: RefSeq, a predicted model, not a curated record
AUGCUGGUGAGAUGCAGGAGCCAGGGGCCCACCUCGCGGCAGGUGCCCCUCUGCAAGCCGACCUCUAGCCCUUCUCCCUUGCAGAGUCCAAAUGCGUCCCGUGACCCCGAGCUUCGGAGUGCCCCAGCCCCCGACGGCGUCCCUGCGGGAACGAGCGCCUCCCCAGGACGGCCAGAGAGGCCCCUGGGGCCGCGCGCGCCGCCGGGGCUGGAGGAGGCGCUAAGCGCGCUCGGGCUGGAGGGAGAGCGCGAGUACGCCGGAGACAUCUUCGCCGAAGUCAUGGUGUGCAGCACGCUGUCUCGGAGGGCUCUGCCCCGCACUGUGACACCGGAGAUGCGGGCGCUGGUGGUGGACUGGCUGGUCCAGGUGCACGAGUACCUGGGCCUGGCAGGGGAAACCCUCUACCUGGCCGUGCACUUGCUUGAUGCCUACCUGCGCGCGGGCCGAGUGCGCCUACACCGCCUGCAGCUGCUGGGCGUGGCCUGCCUGUUCGUGGCCUGCAAAAUGGAAGAAUGCGUGCUUCCUGAGCCCGCCUCCCUCUGCCUCCUGGGAGCUGGCUCCUUUUCCAGAGCCGAGCUUCUGCGGGCAGAGCGCCGCAUCCUGAGCUGUUUGGAUUUCCGGUUGCACCACCCAGGCCCACUGCUUUGCCUCGGGCUACUCGCUGCCCUCGCCCGGAGCAGCCCCCAGGUGAUGCUACUUGCCACCUACUUCCUGGAGCUGUCUCUGCUGGAGGCCGAGGCCGCAGGAUGGGAGCCUGGCCGUCGCGCAGCUGCGGCGCUAAGCCUGGCGCAACGCAUGCUCGACGGGACGGGCUCCGGGCCCAAGCCGGCGCUUUACAGCCCAGCGGAGUUGGGCCAGCUGGAGCCGUUCAUGGUACGCGCCGCGCUCCGAGGCCCGGCGCCCGGCCGUGCCGCCAUCUUCCUCAAGUACGCGCGGCCCCAGCGCCAGGGCACCAGCCUCGCCGCCGCCCGCCUGCUCCGCCGCCCCCAGCCCGGGCCUCCUUGAGCCCCGAGGCCAGAUCAAAAAAGAUUCCGUUUGUGUCCCUCUCCCACUUCAAUAAAAGAGUUUCUUUUAUUCCGA